Messenger RNA from Drosophila yakuba, 2667 nucleotides. RefSeq names its product chondroadherin. Gene Ontology annotation, molecular function: protein binding. The record is from RefSeq and is a predicted model, not a curated record. Bases 794 to 2398 code for a protein of 534 amino acids. The transcript has 3 exons. Lineage: Eukaryota; Metazoa; Arthropoda; Insecta; Diptera; Drosophilidae. Gene Ontology annotation, cellular component: membrane.
UCGUCACGACCUGUAAUGGCCCCCAUUUCCGGUUAGCUCUCAUUUGGAGCCCUGACAUUUGAAAAAGUGCAGCUGCCACACAUAAAUAUUGCCCUCCAAUCAAAAAGGCACUGUGUGGCAUAAACAAUGUGCCGCAGUCUAGCUUUCAAAUUCGGCCAGUGAGCUCCCGACCGGUUUUCUUUUCGGGGGAGCACUGUGUCCAUUUUUGUGGGAACGCGAACGGGAAUCUCGAUCCAGCAGCAAAUUUCCAGUUUCGGUUUUUGUUCAGUUCGACUCGAGCGGCGGGCAGGUAGAGAUCGUUGGUUGGCUCCUCUGCGCUAACGUUUCUGUUUUCGGCGUCAGUCCUCGCGCGUGUUUCUUCUCCAGACGAGGAUGAGCAUAGUUCCCCAAGCAGCUGCAAAAGUGCAACAGCAGCAAGAUCGCCAGUAACCACAGCAACGCAAACGGGUUUCAUUCGCACUCGACGGGCAUUUACUUUUAUUGGGUGUGCGGUUGGGUCGCGUGCAGUUCACGGAAUAUGCAAAAGCCUUCAUCAUUAAAUUAAACACAGACUAACGACUAGUAAGCACAUGGAACUUUGCCACGGAUGUGCGUCCUCCUCCCUUGCGUUUUAUUCUGCGAGGCAAACAGUCCACUCGCUGAGUGCUGCGUUAAAAAACAAUAAGUGAAUAUAAGAAAAAUCUAAAAACAAGGAGUGCACUUUCAAGAAACGGAAAAGACACAACUAACAGAGUUCGAAAUCUAGUAAACCUGCAUAGGAAACACCGAAACCGAAUCAUUAAACGAUACUAUAAUGAGGCAAAAGCUUCUGCUGUUGUUCCUUGCGGGAGCGGCUUUGCUCCUGGCCACUCGAGUUCGGGGCCAACAUGAGGACAUUCCGUACCAACCGGUGACCAAUAUCUGCCAGACGUGCCUGUGCCUAAGCAGUCAGGACGGAGAUCAUCGGGCGCACUUUAACCUGGACUGCUCGGUGAGGAAUUUCGAGCACAUCCUGGCCCGCUGGCCGAAGCAGUUUGGAAGCCAGGCGAUUGCGUCCGGAGAUGCAUCAGAGAUUGUGGUCUCUUACUCGGGCAAUAGGAUCAAGUUGCUCCAACAGCUGCCGGCCACAAAUGCCAGCUUAACUCUCUCCUGCCGGCACUGUGGCCUGCAGGAUCUGCAGGCUCCCCUCUUCAUGGACGUGCCCAAUGUAGAUGCUCUUUACAUCAGCUGGAAUGAGCUAUCCGAUGAUGCCUUAGUUCCGGAACUCUUCAGGGGUCCUUUUCGCAACACCCGCUACGAGCCGAUUGGCUUGCGUGACCUGGACUUAAGUCACAACCGUAUAGCUCGACUGGAUCGCCGACUUUUCGAGCACACUCCUCACUUGACCAAGUUGAAUUUGGCCUACAACAAACUGAGUGCCCUAGAUGAGGCCACCACAGCCUCCAUUGCAUCGGUUGCUACACUGCAGCGACUGGACCUCUCCCACAAUGGCUUGAUGUCACUGCCAGCACAGCUUUUUUCAAAGCUUACAAGCCUCCGUAUCCUGGAUGUAUCCGGAAAUGAGUUUGCCACUGUGCCUGUCAGCUUGCAGCAGUUAGAUAAGUCAUUGGUUCAACUCAACUUGGCAGGAAAUACCUUUCUUAGCUUGAAGGAGAAUAGCCUUCAGGGCCUAGUUUCCCUGAAACGGCUAAACAUAAGUAGCAUGCCAUCCCUAAGAAGCCUGGAGAAAGGAGCUCUGAACUUGCCUGCACUGGAACACCUAGAUUGCUCUCGGAACUCCAAGCUGGAGCGCUUGGAGCUGGCCGAUCUGCUAAGCAGUCGGAAUUUGUCGCAUGUAGACUUGUCCAGGAAUGCACUGACCACCCUGGUUCUUAAUGCCACCGGUUCUAGCAACAGCAGUAGUAAUUCUUCAAGCGAACCCUGGCCACGCCUCCGUCGCUUGAGCAUCUCCGGAAAUCCCUGGUAUUGCAGCUGCGAACUGUUCAAAGCCCUGGAGCUAACUGGACUGACCCACAUCGACCGGGAAUGGGAUGGAACCGAGGCACGCUGUGAAACCCCUUACCUUCUGGCCGGAUCGCCGCUCUCCAAUUUGACAGCCGAACGGAUUUGCACAAUGGUGAUCCCCAAGAAAUAUCGCGAGGUGGACGAGGAGCCACCGCGAUUCCUGCGGCGCCGCUAUAUAAUACUCACCGCCAUUAUAGCCAGCAUUGUCCUGGUAAUUGGUCUCGUGAUCGGAUUCGUCGUGGUCUGUGUGCGCCGGCGGCUCAAGGGCAGUGACUACGGAGUACAGCCCAUCCGGUACACCAGUGUAAGGGGUAGCAAUCUGUCGCAGUUCUCGCAGCUGCAACCCGCUUCGGUGGCCAGCAAGUUUAAUAAUGUCCAUGCCGGAUGCAGCAGUGGGGUGACUGCCAAUGCCUAACACGGUGUUGAAAUCCUAAUUCGGUUCAAAUUCCGAGCUAGCUGCACAAGUUUCGAGCCAAAGAUGUCCACGACAGUGACGCGAUCCCAACCGAAAGACUUCCUGUGCGUGCUAUCCUGUACAUAUUUAGGUGCUCCCUGUAUUAAAUUCCACAAAGGAGCUGAUCCCAUUGCCAGUCCCUAACCCCUUGUAUUUAGUGAAGCCAUCGAUGUUUGUUAUGUACUUAAGAUCCGCACAUUAGCGUAUAAUAAAACAUUUUUAAUUCCAAA